UGUACAACAAACGGACUUUGAGUUUUAAAUUCUACUGUGUUUGUGAACUGAAAAAAUUAUUUGCUAGAGCUCUUUUUAAGCCUUUUCUUAAAAUUACCGGGGGGAUGAAGAGCAACUUCACACUCAGUGCAUGGCAGACAACAUGGUAUAUGGUUAUUUUUAUACUAGGUUUAGUCGGUAACGGUAUUGUCAUUUUUGUUAUCAUGAAAUCAAAAACUAUCCAACGUGAUGCACCAUUUAAUAUCUAUUUGCUAGCCCUGGCAAUCAUUGAUAUGUUGAUCUCAAUCAUAUGUGUUCCAACAUACGCGCUAUCAACGGAUGCGUUUUUACAUCCAUCAGGAGAAUAUGGUGAAGUACUAUGCAAAUUAGUAACGGGCUAUACCAUACCAUUCUGGCUUUUAGAUGUCUCGGUAUUUUUGCUAGUUGCUAUAGCAGUUGAAAGACGUAAAGCGAUAAUCGAUUCUUUCUCCACGUUGCAAUACCGAUCAAUAAAGUUAACUUUGUCAUAUGUGGGAAUAGCUUUGUUGAUGGGAAUUUUAACGCAGGCACCCACUUACUAUGGUGCGCAUUACGAAUCACGUAAUGCUACAGUUGGCAACGCAUGCAAAUAUGACUGCGGAAGCACAACCAUGGACAUACUGCAUUACAGUGCUUUCACAUUGGAAUGUAUUGUUCCAUCUAUAGUGCUCUUUAUAUGCUUUCGACACAUCAAAAAGCAUUUGACAAAAUUUGAAGGAGAAUUACAUCAUUCUAUACCAGAUUACUAUAAAGCCAAAAAUAAAAAAUUCAUUCCAAAUAUUGCACAUAAAAAGGACACCAUAGGAACAUUCAAGAUAAUCGUUAUUGUGUUUUUGGUAUGUGUCGCCCUGAACGAGAUUACUUAUGUAUUGUUAGAACCCGUAUUGAACAUUACUAGCCUUCAAUGGAACUCAAGUUUGUAUCAGGUUACUGUGAUGCUACGCUUCUCAAACUCAUGUCUUAAUCCUAUCUUAUACAGUUUUCGAAGCAAGUCUUUUCGUAAGAAAGUUCGUGAUGUUUUCAACGAUAUGACGUUGAUAAAAAUGUUAAAAAUACGAAAAGAGAAUCAGAUUAAUAUGUAUACCAAAUUUUCUAAUGUAAUAUAAAAAUAACAAAACGAAGAUGUGGUAAUUUGGAACGCAUAUAUAAUCACAGGUUCUGUAUACAGUUGACUCCCUCUAAUUCAAAUCUCUAUAAUUCGAAUCCUUCUAUAAUUCGAACAAGUGCUCACUCACCGUCAAUUUUCCUUAAGA
This is a messenger RNA of Hydractinia symbiolongicarpus, 1271 nucleotides long. Its product is annotated as apelin receptor B-like. The record is from RefSeq and is a predicted model, not a curated record. Lineage: Eukaryota; Metazoa; Cnidaria; Hydrozoa; Anthoathecata; Hydractiniidae. Bases 105 to 1124 code for a protein of 339 amino acids. Gene Ontology annotation, biological process: G protein-coupled receptor signaling pathway. Gene Ontology annotation, cellular component: membrane. The transcript has a single exon. Gene Ontology annotation, molecular function: G protein-coupled receptor activity.